UGCAUCCAAGGGGUUAACCGGAUGACAACCGCCGGGUAACUACAGACGCCACGAGAGCUCGCCCGUCUGCGCGUUCGUGGUGGAAACACAUUUGAUGUUUGCUGCAAGUGUCUAGACUAGCAGAAGCUAUGAAUGAGCGAAGUGCUGUUACGAUUUUGUAGUUUGCACCGAUACUUGGAUAUUUAGAGAUUGAAAUCCUCCAUUACACGUCUUCGAGAUGAAGCUAACCCGGAAGCUGGUUCUGGCCAAAGCUAAGGCCACGGAUCUGGACAGCGUGAAGAAACUAAACUGCUGGGGCUGCAAUUUGUCAGAUAUCUCCAUCUUUACCCAGAUACCCCACAUUGAGGUCCUCACUCUCAGCGUCAACUCGAUUUCAUCGCUCUCCGCUCUGUCGGGGUGUGUGUGUCUGAAUGAGCUGUACCUCAGACGGAACCAGAUCCCGUCUCUUUCUGAGCUCUCUCAUCUCCGCCCCCUCACACGCCUCAGAGUACUCUGGUUGGCCGAGAACCCCUGCUGCGGAACGGAGGCGGGCCAAUAUCGUCUUAACGUGCUGAGAUGCUUGCCCCGUCUACACAAACUGGACAACCAGGCGGUGACAGAGGAGGAGCUUUCUCUUGCUCUGGAGAAGGGGGAAGAGAUAACCACACCCCCUGCCUCAGCAAAGAACCAGCUGCCCACCAAUGACCAGCCAGAGAACCUGAACUCCACCAAUGGUCAGGCAGAGGCAGAGUCAGAGAACGACCCCCUAAACUACAGUAUGGAGGAGACCAAUCUUUCUCUCUGUAGUAAGAUCCGGGAGCAGUUGGGAAUGAGGCCUAUUCCCAGAGACAAGUUCCCACCUCUCGCCUCUCCUACGCUUCGACCUGCAGCUAAGAAGUCCCACACUCUGGAGGCGGUGUUGAUGCUGCUGAAAGAUCUGGAGGAAGAGGAGCUGCACAUUGUUCUCAUGGCAACCCAGAAUAGACUUCUAACUCACACACAACCAGAGCUGACACAUUCAGUGGCAAUCACUGACACACACACUCUGACAAUCUCCAAAGAGAGUAUGACAGACAUCCAGCACUGACACACGCCAAUAACAGACCGUCUCCCCACAUUGACACACGCCAAUAACAGACCGUCUCCCCACAUUGACACAUACCCAGAUGGUAUUCGUCACAGUCACGUCUAGAAGCUUUGUCUCUGCUGACUAGCCAGGAGUAGCUGAGGGGAAGUUUCCUGCACUUCCAGGACAGACCUCCCAAAUCCUAAAAGUUACUGACCAGGGACAGUAUCACCCUUCUCAAGCUCACGCUCCCCACCCUGUCACCCAGUACCCCCCCCCCCCACCAGCCUCCAGAAUGUGUGAGAUCUGGCUUAAUAACAGUCAAUGUCUUGCUACCGGUUUUGUGUAAAUAAACAUACGCUGAUGUGCAAAAACUAUUU
Molecule: messenger RNA, 1425 nt
Organism: Esox lucius (northern pike)
Lineage: Eukaryota; Metazoa; Chordata; Actinopteri; Esociformes; Esocidae
Gene: cfap410
Product: cilia and flagella associated protein 410
Exons: 7
Coding region: 218-1066 (282 amino acids)
Biological process (GO): cytoskeleton organization; mRNA splicing, via spliceosome
Cellular component (GO): U4/U6 x U5 tri-snRNP complex
Molecular function (GO): protein binding
Source: RefSeq, a predicted model, not a curated record